UGCGCUGUGUCCCUCGGACACAGCAGAUCACCGAUCGAUGGAAAGAGCCGAAGAUGUCGGCUCGGUCAUGUGAUCAGCUGUGUCCAAUCACAGCUGAUCGCAUGGGACAUGUCCACUGAUCAUCAGGGCACUGAUGAUCAGUGUGCCCUGAUGAUCUCUGUAGCCCCAGCUGCCACCUGUCAGUGUUCAUCAGUGCCAGUGCCACAUAUCAGUGCCUACCAGUGCCACAUCAAUGCCACAUAUCAGUGCCCAUUUGAGCUGCCUUUCAGUGUCACCCAUUAGUGCCAGUCAGUGCCACCUAUCAAUGCCAGUCAGUGCCAACUAUCAGUGCUGCCAAUCAGAGCCACCUAUCAGUGCCAGUCAGUGCCGCCUAUCAGUGCCAGUCAGUG
Messenger RNA from Staurois parvus, 389 nucleotides. Lineage: Eukaryota; Metazoa; Chordata; Amphibia; Anura; Ranidae. The record is from the annotation of a GenBank genome assembly.